Salarias fasciatus (jewelled blenny) is the source of this 1600-nucleotide messenger RNA. RefSeq names its product heparan sulfate (glucosamine) 3-O-sulfotransferase 2 (gene hs3st2). Bases 440 to 1573 code for a protein of 377 amino acids. The transcript is spliced from 2 exons. NCBI's taxonomy places the organism in Eukaryota, Metazoa, Chordata, Actinopteri, Blenniiformes, Blenniidae. Gene Ontology annotation, molecular function: [heparan sulfate]-glucosamine 3-sulfotransferase activity. The record is from RefSeq and is a predicted model, not a curated record.
GGGGGUGGGCUGCGCGUGCGGAGCCCCCCGGAGCCGAGCAGGACGGACGCGUUACGCAGACUUUGGAGGGAACCUGAGGACGCGUUUGUGGAGCCGCGCGUCUCCGGACGGCGACACGAGCGGCCGGUCUCUCCAAAGUCCUGGCAGAGGAAGUAGUUUUGAUGAGGACUGACCCAAUUCCCCCAGCUGCAUUCACACCCAGCUCCAAGUUUGUUCUCGCAGUUACGCAGCGGCGUCUGGGAAGACAUGAGGAGACUUGCGCGCGGCUGAAAGCUCCAAGAAGAAGAAGAAGAAGAAGAAGAAGAAGCCCCCUCCCCUAUCCUCACAUGCCAGUCUGUCCGACUCUGGGACCGGUAUCGCCGCUCGACUCCGUCCGCAGACCGACAGAGGGAGGGGGACUCCGAUGGAAAGCCAUGCGGCAGUUUGAACCCAUGGCGACAUGGCACAUAGGCUCCUCUCCUCGGCGAACAGAUUCAGCGCCAGGUUCGCCUUCUUCUUCACCGUGUCGCUCUCCUGCACCUACUUAUGCUACAGUAUCCUCUUCUGCCGGGGCACAGUCAUGACGAACCAGGCUUACGAGGGGAAACGAUGCCCCCCGAGCAAGAACGCCGGGGGGAAGAAACUUCUGGGGAGGCUGGAUCACUGCGCGUCUCUGGGAGUCCGCGCCGCUGCGCAGGAGUCUGCAGCCGCCCAGAGGGGGGCAAGUGAGCUCCGGGAGCAAACCAGAGCCCCCCUCCCGUCUGCCGGACACUCCGCCGACGCGAGGAUGAGAAAUAUGAGUUUUGCACAGAAGUACGGGAACAAGAAGCUUCCCAACGCGCUGAUCGUCGGCGUGAAGAAAGGGGGCACGCGGGCGGUGCUGGAGUUCAUCCGGAUACAUCCAGAUGUGCGCGCGCUCGGAACUGAGCCGCACUUUUUUGACAGAAACUAUGACAGAGGGCUGGACUGGUACAGGGCCCUCAUGCCACGAACGCUGGACAGCCAGAUCACGCUGGAGAAGACGCCCAGCUACUUCGUCACCAGAGAGGCUCCCAGGCGCAUCGCCGGCAUGUCCCACGAGACCAAGCUGAUCGUGGUGGUGCGCAACCCGGUCACCAGAGCCAUCUCCGACUACACGCAGACGCUCUCCAAGAAGCCCGACAUCCCCACCUUCGAGGAGCUGGCCUUCAAGAACAGGAGCCUGGGCGUGGUCGACACGUCGUGGAACGCCAUCCGGAUCGGGAUGUACAUCCUGCACCUGGAGAACUGGCUGCAGUACUUCCGCCCGUCGCAGAUGCACUUCGUGAGCGGCGAGCGGCUGAUCACGGAUCCGGCGGGGGAGAUGGGCCGCGUUCAGGACUUCCUGGGGCUGAAACGGAUAAUCACGGACAAGCACUUCUACUUCAACCGGACCAAAGGCUUCCCCUGUCUGAAGAAACCGGAGAGCAGCAGCCAGCCGCGGUGCCUCGGCAAAUCCAAGGGCAGGACUCACGUGCAGAUCGAGCAGGAGGUCAUAGAGCAGCUGCAGGAGUUUUAUAGGCCAUUUAACGUCAAAUUCUACGAGACUGUAGGACAAGACUUCAAGUGGGACUGAAUGUGCCACAUAAGGAUGGCUGCCUCG